CACUCCCUUCAUCUCCCAUGCACCCGAACUUGUAGUUGAUGGGGCAGAAUUGGAGUCGCAGUCAUGAGGAUCACAGAAAUUAUCAUUGACGGCUUCAAAUCGUACGCCGUGCGUACGGUUAUCUCAGGAUGGGACGAUUCCUUCAACUCUAUCACCGGCUUGAAUGGUAGUGGAAAAUCGAACAUCCUCGAUGCCAUUUGUUUCGUUCUUGGUAUCACGAAUAUGAGCACCGUUCGCGCACAGAAUCUCCAGGAUCUUAUUUAUAAGCGCGGUCAGGCCGGUGUAACCAAGGCCAGCGUCACCAUCGUCUUUGACAACCGCGACACGGCCAAGUCGCCCAUCGGCUUCGAAGAAUAUGCGACGAUCUCAGUGACGCGCCAAAUUGUCCUCGGCGGAACGAGCAAAUAUCUCAUCAACGGCCACCGGGCGCAGCAGCAGACCGUCCAGAACCUUUUCCAGAGCGUGCAGCUGAAUAUCAAUAACCCCAAUUUCCUGAUCAUGCAGGGAAAGAUCACAAAGGUGCUGAACAUGAAGGCGGUUGAGAUCUUGUCGAUGAUCGAGGAAGCGGCGGGUACGCGCAUGUUCGAGGAUCGAAGGGAGAAGGCCGUGAAGACGAUGAGCAAAAAGGAGCUCAAGCUGCGCGAAAUCGAAGAGUUGCUCAAGGAGGAAAUUGAGCCCAAGCUGGAGAAGCUCCGGUCGGAGAAGCGAGCAUUCCUGGACUUCCAGCAGACACAGAAUGAUCUGGAGCGGCUGACGAGACUGGUCGUUGCUCACGACUAUUUGAAGAGCAACGAGCGGCUUCGUGUAACAGGGGAGGAAUGCGAGAACAAGAAGCAGAGAGUACAGGACCUCGAAGACAGCGCAACGAAGCUCAAGAGCGAGAUCGCUCACUUGGAGGAUGAUGUUAAGAGGGUCAAAGCCGCUCGGGAUAAGGAGCUCCGGAAAGGCGGCAAGUUUCAAGCCUUGGAAGACGAAGUCAAAUCCAACUCGCACGAGCUCGUUCGAUUGGCAACGGUCUUCGACCUCAAGAAUGCCAGCAUUGCCGAGGAGAAGGAGAAGAUGAAAGACUCCCAGAAAACAGUUAGCGACCUGGAAAAGGUCCUCAAGGAGAAAAAGAAGGUUUACGAUAAAAUACAGGCCGAAUUCAACGCCGCGAAAGCAGAACUUGACGCCCAAACCUCUGAGGUGGAGCAAAAGGAAGAGUUGCUUCAGACGCUACAGACUGGUGUUGCUUCGAGAGAAGGUCAGGAGAGUGGUUACCAAGGUCAGCUACAGGAUGCUCGCAAUCGUGCCAGCGCAGCUGCGACAGGACAGGAGCAGGCCAAAUUAAAAAUCGCGCAUCUGGAAAAAAGAAUUAAGGAGGAAGAGCCCAGGGCACAGAAGGCGAAGGAGCAGAAUUCUGGUCUCCUCAAGGAACUGGAAGGCUUGAGGUCUCAAGCGAAGAAAUUAGAGGCUGAACUUACUAGGCUGGGAUAUGAGCCAGGUAGAGAAGAAGAGCUCAACCAAGAACAAGCGGAGCUACAAAGGGACAUCCGUGAGCUGCGCCGCAGAGCUGAUGAGCUUCAAAGAAAGGUCGCAAACAUCGACUUCCAAUACGCCGAUCCUUACCCGCAUUUCGAUCGCUCGAAGGUCAAGGGUCUUGUGGCGCAACUUUUUACCCUGGAUAAGGAGAAGAUUCAAGCCGCGACUGCACUGGAAAUUUGCGCUGGUGGACGCUUGUACAAUGUUGUCGUCGACUCGGCUGAGACUGGUACGCAACUUCUAAAGAACGGCCGACUUAAGAAGCGUGUGACGAUCAUCCCUUUGAACAAGAUCUCAUCUUUCAGGGCCUCCGCAGAGAAGAUCGGCGCUGCUCAGAAUAUCGCCCCGGGUAAGGUAGAUAUUGCCUUGUCUCUGAUUGGAUUCGAUGAUGAGGUUACGGCGGCCAUGAACUAUGUCUUUGGCAAUACCUUGAUUUGCCAGGAUGCCGAGACGGCUAAGCGUGUUACUUUUGAUCCAUCUGUCCGCAUCAAGAGUGUGACACUUGAGGGCGACGUUUAUGACCCUUCAGGCACCUUGUCUGGUGGCAGCUCCCCAAACUCUAGCGGUGUUCUUGUAACGCUCGGGAAAUUAAAUGAGAUCACCAGAGAAAUCCGCAGCAAGGAGCGACUCCUUAUCACCCUCGAAGAGACUAUGAGGAAGGAGAAGAAGAAGCUUGACGCAGCUCGCACGAUCAAGCAGGAGUUGGACCUCAAGACCCAUGAGAUCAAGCUCACGGAGGAGCAGAUUAGUGGUAACUCGUCUUCAACCAUCAUCCAAGCUGUUGAAGAGAUGAAAGCGAAUAUCGAGCAGCUGAAGAAGGAUAUCUCUGACGCCAAGACUCGACAAAGUGAAGCAUCCAAGGAUAUCAAGCGAAUCGAAAAAGAUAUGAGCGAAUUCAACGACAACAAAGAUAGCAAGCUAGCGGAGCUGCAAGCUUCCCUAGACUCUCUCAAAAAAAAGCUUGCCAAGAAUUCCAACUCUGCCAAAAUCCUACAGAAGGAGCUCCAGAACUCAAGGCUAGAGUUGGAGCAGGUAGGUAGUGACCUGUCAGCCGCAGAGGAGCAGAGCUCCGAAGCCGAAAACACUUUGAAAGCUCAGAUAGAGGAAGUUCAGUCAUUGAAGAGAGAACAGGCUCGGAUCAAGGAUGCGCAUGACGUCGCACAGGCUCAGCUUGAGGACGAACGAGCCAGGCUGACGGGCUUUGAUAACGAACUACACGAACUUGAGGCGGCGAUGAAAUCUAAGAGCUCACAAAUUACCGAAGGCGGCUUAGAAAUGCAGAAGCUAGGCCAUCAGCUGGAGAAAUUACUGAAGGACCAGCAGGUGGCUGCGCAGACGGUUGCCCAUAUGGAAAACGAGCAUGAGUGGAUCGCGGAUGAAAAAGAUAAUUUCGGACGAACCAACACGCCAUACGACUUCAAGAACCACAACAUUGCUGAAUGCAAGUCGACGCUGCGGAACCUCACGGAGCGCUCCCAGGGCAUGAAGAAGAAGAUCAACCCUAAGGUCAUGAACAUGAUUGACAGCGUGGAAAAGAAGGAGGCCGCUCUGAAGAACAUGAUGAAGACUGUUAUUCGAGAUAAGCGAAAGAUCGAGGAAACUAUCAUCAACCUGAAUGAGUACAAGAAAGAGGCUCUUCACAAGACAUGGACUAAGGUCAAUGGCGAUUUUGGUCAAAUCUUUUCCGAGCUUCUGCCGGGCAGUUUCGCUAAGUUGGAUCCCCCAGAGGGCAAGGAUAUCACAGAUGGGUUGGAAGUGAAGGUAUCUCUGGGUAAGGUUUGGAAGCAGAGUUUAACAGAGUUAAGUGGUGGACAGAGAUCUCUUAUUGCUCUCUCAUUGAUAAUGGCACUACUGCAAUUCAAGCCGGCCCCAAUGUACAUUCUGGACGAGGUCGACGCUGCUCUAGAUCUGUCACACACACAAAAUAUCGGUCGCUUGAUCAAGACCCGUUUCAAUGGAUCUCAGUUUAUCGUGGUGUCGCUGAAGGAUGGUAUGUUCCAGAAUGCCAAUCGUAUUUUCCGUACGAGGUUCAGCGAGGGUACCAGUGUGGUCCAAGCCUUGACUGCUGCGGACCUCAGAUAGACACACUCCAGUCAGGAAAUUGAUUCUUCGUUUGUUCAUACUUCGUUUGGGCUAUUCUGGUUAAGGACAGGGACAGGAAGCGUUAUAUGACGGGGCCAUGGCGAUUUCUUGUUGUGGGGUGUUUUUGAAUGAUGUAUAUGAACCUGGAUGACUUUACUGUUACAUUUUAAUGAUAUUCGUGGAUAUUUCCAUACCAUGGUGCGUCAAAGAAUUUUGAAAAUGAC
Messenger RNA from Aspergillus saccharolyticus JOP 1030-1, 3827 nucleotides. RefSeq names its product condensin subunit SMC2. NCBI's taxonomy places the organism in Eukaryota, Fungi, Ascomycota, Eurotiomycetes, Eurotiales, Aspergillaceae. Gene Ontology annotation, biological process: chromosome organization. The coding region runs from base 64 to 3603 and encodes 1179 amino acids. Gene Ontology annotation, molecular function: protein binding; ATP hydrolysis activity; ATP binding. Gene Ontology annotation, cellular component: chromosome. The record is from RefSeq and is a predicted model, not a curated record. The transcript is spliced from 6 exons.